Prosopis cineraria is the source of this 1709-nucleotide messenger RNA. Its product is annotated as DNA repair protein XRCC3 homolog. Bases 1 to 1272 code for a protein of 423 amino acids. The record is from RefSeq and is a predicted model, not a curated record. Gene Ontology annotation, biological process: resolution of mitotic recombination intermediates; t-circle formation; double-strand break repair via synthesis-dependent strand annealing. Lineage: Eukaryota; Viridiplantae; Streptophyta; Magnoliopsida; Fabales; Fabaceae. Gene Ontology annotation, molecular function: ATP binding; four-way junction DNA binding; ATP-dependent DNA damage sensor activity. Gene Ontology annotation, cellular component: Rad51C-XRCC3 complex; replication fork. The transcript is spliced from 4 exons.
AUGAAGGCGAUCGCAGUGCAUGGUAGGGGCAUUUUAGUCAUCCUAGUGAAUCUGAUAGUGACAUUGCGCAGAAGGAAAGAUGAUGCUGAUGACUGGACUAAGGGCUGGCAAUGCGUUCCACGUGGUGUGGUGACUGGGAUGAUGACAAGGCGUGCCAUGUUACUUGGACAAGAGGUUGACAUGGCGUGCCACGCCUUCGACUCUGAUGAUGACUGGACCUCUCAGAUUACAUGGCGUUCCGAGUGGCCCUGGGAUGAUAACUGGGAUCAUGGGCUGACAUGGCACGCUUCGUGUUCCUCUGGAUCUUUUCCCUCCCAAAUUCCUCUUCGCCUACUUCUUCGCCCAUGUAGAGAGACAGGAGUGGGAGAAAUGACUCCAGAAAGUCUAUUGAAGCUUCGAACGGAAAGGUGCACUGUCGGUUGUCCCGUACUGGAUCGUUUUCUUGCCGGCGGCAUCUCCUGCAACUCCUUGACGGAACUAGUGGCUGAAAGCGGUUGCGGGAAGACCCAAUUUUGUCUCCAACUCGUCCUCUCUGCUCAAUUACCACCCUCUCAUGGCGGCUUAUCAGCUUCAUCCCUAUACAUCCACACCGAAUUCCCUUUCCCCUUUCGUCGUCUUCGACAGCUAUCCACCUCUUUCGUAUCCUCACACUCGGAUAUUUUCACAUCUUCCAACAGCUACGAUCCUUGUGACAAAGUGUUCGUGCAGGAUGUUUAUUGUGCGGAUGAGAUGCUCGAUAUAAUGCCCAAGAUAGAGUUAUUCCUCCAGGUGAACUCAAAAUCGCAGUUUCCUGUUAGGCUCAUAGUGAUCGAUUCCAUUGCUGCUCUGUUUCGAUCCGAAUUCGAGAACACAGGUUUCGAUCUGAAGCGCAGGUCGUCGCUAUUUUUCAAGAUUUCUGGGAAUCUGAAGUCAUUGGCGAGUAGAUUUGGAUUGGCGGUGGUGUUGACAAACCAGGUGGUUGAUUUGAUUAGCGGAGCUGCAGAGGGUGUGAAUGGGAUUAGGGUUGGGAAUUUGAGUAGUUUGAGUUCAUCGGGGAGGAGGGUUUGUGCUGCGUUAGGGAUUGCGUGGGCUAACUGCGUGAACUCGAGGCUGUUCAUGUCGAGGAAUGAGGAGGUAGUGGUAGGAAGAAGCAGCUUGGCUGAUGAGGAAGGUGGGGCUUAUCAACAGAGCAAAUCGAGGAGGAGGCUCAGUGUUGUAUUUGCUCCACAUCUGCCUGAAUCCUCCUGCGAAUUCGUUAUCACAAGAGAAGGUGUUUUCGGGGUAGAGAUGUAAGGUACAUAAAUACUUGAAGAAUAGAGUGAGAGACGUUGUGACACAUUUUUUUGGGUGACUCUCCAUUUUGAAUUUCUGGGUCUGAUGUUCGAGUUAUUAUGUUCUUAUUUAUCGUAACGUGUGUGAUAUAAGCUUGUUUAGUUGAUGAACACUCUCGUUUCUUGUAGUUGUACGAAGUUUCCAUAAUUCUGUAAUAUCAUCGUAUGUUUUGACUUUAAUCCUCACUGCCACUGCCAAACUAAACACCACCCCCCCCCCCAAAAGAAAUCACAGUUUUUUUCAUGCCUACAAUAUUAAUAUGCUAUUUUGACUUCCAUCGGAUUAACGUUCGUCCCAAUCCACAUUCUCAAUCUUGGUUGCAGUUGCCGCACGUAUUUUCCUAUCAGAAAUUAACUGACCUCAUACCUUGAUGUAAUUUAAUUUUCGUCUACACCGCC